Molecule: messenger RNA, 3096 nt
Organism: Naegleria fowleri
Lineage: Eukaryota; Heterolobosea; Eutetramitea; Acrasida; Naegleriidae
Exons: 1
Coding region: 1-3096 (1031 amino acids)
Biological process (GO): cilium assembly; establishment of planar polarity; vesicle-mediated transport
Cellular component (GO): cilium; cytoplasm
Source: RefSeq, a predicted model, not a curated record
AUGUCGAAAACCAACUGGGCGACCACCGUCAAUACCACCACUCAUCGCACCACCACCGUUGAUGAUGAUCGCAACAACAACAACCACCAAUCUUCAUUACCUCCAUCAACACCUCUCAAUAGUGAUGAUGAUGACAUGGUCAUGAUGAAUCUGACCAUCACAACCACACCACCUCCAUCAUCAUUAUCAGUUCAAACGACCAUGAUUGGUGCUCCUAAUAAUAAACGAGUCGUGACGGCAAUGCCCGCUUCACCUUCAUCCUCUCUGAGUGUCAACAAUACUACCAAUACUCCCACUACUACCAAUACUAGUAAAAACAACAACACUCAAGGCGGAACAUCACCACUGACACCCACCACCACUUCGACUCGACAUAAAAGACUACCCAGUAGCUUCCUUCUUCCCUCAACAACAACACACCCAACAACAACAACAACAACAACUCCAACAACACCCACCACUCCAUCCAGUAGAUCAUCUUCUUCACUUUCCACUCGUCCUUCCCUUGGAGAGAUGCAAACCUCUUCCUCCUCCUCAUCGAGCCUCAUCAACCACACGGGUAGUAGUAUCAACAAUAACAACAGCAACAACAAUAAAAACACCUCAACAAGGCUUGUUGUUGUUGCCUCAACAUCACCAAGCCCUACCACCACCAAUACCACAACAACAAAUUCCAAUCUAUUACCACCACCACCUGUUUCAUUCCAUGCUCUCUUCAACUCCAAUUCAGAAGAACCAUCAUCAUCCGAUUCGAUCCUUUCUUCUCCUUCCGAACAACAACAAGAAGAAUUCAUAUCCAACAACAACAACACAACAAGAAUUACCUCACCACUACCACCACAACAUCCAUCCAUUCCAUCAUUAUCAUCAUCAGCUCCAUCCAAUAUGAUGUUGGGUCAUAUGACUGCUGCUGCUGUUGGUGGUACUACGAGUGGUCAUUCCGUUCCAUCUCUGUCCACUCAUCAACAUUCUCGUCAUUCCUAUUCCAAUAAUAACUCAGCAGCUGCAUCUACUUCCUUCUCUAAUAAUAAUAUUGAAUAUUAUCAUCCUCAUAUGGCCAUGUUUAUCAAACGUAAAUUUGAUGAAGAUGAAGAAUAUCUCGUCUAUUCCUAUCCCAAUGAAAUUACCUCUCCAAAUAUUCAUAUUCGAUCCUUGAAAGAAUUGAGAGGAACUCUACACUCUGUAUUUGGUGAAUGUAAUGAUAUAUUGAAUGAAGAAGUGAGAUUUUGUUAUUUGACUCCCACUGGAAGGAGUGUCAGUAUGAUGAAUGGUAGUAUGGGUAUAGGAAUGGGUAUAGGAAUGGAUUCGAGUAUUCAUCAUGCUACUCCAACUCCUACUACAGCAAUGACCACCACCACCAACAACAACAACAGCAACCCAAACACUCCCAUUCCACAACUUCCUUCAGCCAUCAUUUCUCCUCCUAUAUUGGCAGGUAGUGCACCGCCAUCAUCAUCGACAAGUCCACUCUCACAACCGAUCGAAAUGCCUUCUUCCUCCGUUCCAUCCCAUUUGGAUAGUCAUUUAUUGCCUGUUGCAAUAUCUGGUUCACAACCACCACUCCCACCGAAUGAAACUAAUUUAUUGGAACCACCACAUUCACCUCCUAAAGCAUCUCUUCUUGAAUUUUUACAAGAAUCAAGAAUGAAUCCAUCUCUAUUAACUUCACCUCAUCUUGGUGAAAAUAGUAACAACAAUAUCAUUUAUUUGAGAGAAACUAUUCAAAAAAACAAAAGACCUCUCAUUGUCACCUACAAGGUGCUUAAACAAUAUAUAUUUUUAUUGUAUUUACCAAUACCUUCAGAUUACAAUUAUGGAAAUGUCAUGAAAUUGGUUUAUGAACAAUAUGUGAAUGAAUUAUUUGAAUUUUUAGAUUUUAUUUAUCAAGAUGUUGAAGAGAUUAUUUCAAACAUUUCAGAUUAUCAAUCUCAAUUAGAUACUAUAUUUAAUAGAUUUUUUGAAAUGGUGUUUCAUGAUAGAGAUUUCAGUUUUGUUAAUAGUUUUCAAGAUGGAUUUGUGAAAUUUCAACCAUCGUUUCAUAUUACUCAAACCAUCGACGCUGAAUUGUCAAAUUUAGAAACAAUUAUGAAAGAAGAUUGUUUUAACAUUGGAACAUGUUUAAUCUAUAAGGGUUUAUUACAAUUGUCUCAUUUACCAAAGAAUAUUACAAAACAAGUGAUUCGAUACUUGACACAUUUCAAUAUUAUUCAUAGAGCUCAAGACUCACCAGAAAUGGUAAUCAUUGAAAAAGUAUUUAUUAAGGAGCACAUGAAUCCAUUUGGAUUACUCUCCGUGAAUGACUCUCAAUCAAACCACGACAAUGGAUAUGACUAUUUAUUGUCAGUCAUUACACAAGGUGAAAAAUUAAUGUGUAGUGUUUUAUAUGCAAAGAGAUAUCCUCAAUCUUAUUACGAAGGUGAUUUGUAUUAUGUUGAUGAAAUGAGAACAUGUUUGCUUCAAUUAGAAAAGAAAGGUAUAUUCAGUCAAAUUAGAAGCCAAUUCAAGACAUCACACUCACUCGCAAAUAUAUUAUCCAUUCCCACUGUAUCCAUUACGAAUAAUGGCAAUCAUUUAGACACUCAAAGGGAAGGUGGAGGAGGUAGCUCUAUGAAUGAUUCAAAUAGUAGCAGUUCUGGUAGUAGUGGUAGUGGAAACAACAGUAAUGCUCAUAAUUCCUCCUAUGAUCCUUCCAACUAUGCAAAUUAUAACAUGAAGCAUUUUGUGACCCAAGGACCUUACAAUGUGUUGCUUGGUUAUGUGGUGCAUUCGAAUUCUAAUGGUCUAAUUUUGUUCCAUAACAGUCACAACUCAUCCAUUGCAUCGGUCUUCUCGUUGAAGUGUCAAGUAAUAAGACAAAUAUUACACAGUAAGAGAAUGAUUGCGAAUAUGUCGCAAGAUGCAGAUCCAAUUGUAGAGUUUGGUAUUCACAUUGACCACAAGGUGCCUCUGGUUGGCAAUAGCGUUGCGCAAGUGGGAUAUUGGAUUUGUGGAAGAAUGAACGACAAAUUGGACGAGUUUUAUGUUUGCUAUGAAGACUCUAUUCCUCAAGAGGUUGCUGAGCUUGCCUAUCGCUUAUACAGCAGAUUGUAUAUUUAA